Molecule: messenger RNA, 380 nt
Organism: Cylicostephanus goldi
Lineage: Eukaryota; Metazoa; Nematoda; Chromadorea; Rhabditida; Strongylidae
Source: the annotation of a GenBank genome assembly
AUGUCCAGAGCUGCCUCCUCGUUGCCAAAUUCGUCUGGUAUGGGGCCUAUUCGAGAUGUAUCGCCUCCGAUCAUCGGUACAUCAGGUUACGUGGAAUAUCAAGGGUCUGCUUAUGAUGAAGGCGAAAUGAUUGUGGCCGAUGAAGACAGCGAAGGAACAAUUACCUACUUUCUUGAAGAUGAGCAAAAUCCUGGAGGUUUAUUGGAAGUGGUGCACUCUGAACGAGUUCAUGCAGACACCGGUCCCCCAUUAGCAUCAAAGGUAACACCUUUACUCAUGGAACCCCAGCCAACUGGAAAUGUUAGCUUUGAUGAGACAAUGAGUGACAUCAGAAGAAGAAUAACUGUAAGUCUCUUUUUAACUUGUGGAACUGACUAGGG